UACCUAUUGGCAAUUUUUAAUUAGUUAUACUAACUUAAAAGCCAAAUUAGGAAGAAUAAACAAGUUAUUUAUGGACUAAUUCAGUCUUCAAAACUGAAGUAACCAACUGACACACGAUCUGCAGGGAGGUUUGCUGAUAUAAAACUUCGCUUUUACACCGUCGGAAAAUGUACAAGGUUGAUUUACCGGUAGACGAGUCUGUGCGUCAGGCUGUGGAGCGACGUCGGGCCGCAGAGGCUGAGCGCAAAAGCCGAAUAUUCAACACCAGAACCCGGGUUAUUGGCGUGGACCUGCACUCGCUCCACAAGCAGCAGGAGGACAAACAAGAACGACAAGAAAUGGAGAAGCAGAGAGACGUUUCUUAUGAUCUCCUGCGUUUGUCUCUGGAUGAAAUGGCAAUGCAACGGAAAAAGGAGGAGGAUGAGUUGAGAGGAGAGUUGGCUCGGGACUUGGUACAAUUUCGAGCGAUACAUCAACGUGCUGAAGACAGCCUUGAUGCAGACAUCAAUUAUGAUCGAAAGGGGGCGCCAACAACCAGUGUUCCUGUCUCGGACUCUGCGCUGGGACCCGCCAGCAUGCAAGUGUUUUUGGGAGAAGGAAUUAAAGAGGAUGAAAAGAAGAGAUCUCAGAUGGAGUUGAACGAGAAAAACCUGAGAGCUCAAAAGGAGGAGAGAGAGAAACGAGUAAGGGAAGAGAAAAACAGAGAGCUGCUAACCAGCAGAGUCCUGGUGGAAAAAGACCUGAGGGCAGUGCAGCUGAAUGCCCUGGAGGAAGAUUGCAAAAGAGAGGCUCGUGUUGCACUCAGUCAUUAUAACCAAGUUCAGGCAGAGGAGCGGAUGGAGAGAGAGCAACAAGACAGAAUGAGGAGAGAGGGAGAGGAGCUGGCAGAGCUACACUACAUGGUGACCUCUGACCUCCUGACUGAGCGACCAGAGGCUGCAUCGAGAACAAAAGAAUCAUCAGCGGAUGCUCCACGAGUCCUGACCGACCACUGGAAGGGCAUGAGCCCACAGCAGAUCAGUGAUAUCCACAGAAAGAGAGAAGAGCAGCGCUUUGAGAAAGAGAGAUUGAGAGAGAGGGAGAGGCAGAGAGAUCUGGCCUGGGAUUACCAUCUGACAGAGCAGAGCAGACAGCAGGAGAGAGAUGAGAGAAAAGACAUGGAGCUGAGGAGAGAGACAAGAAUUCAGCUUGAUAAAUACAAUCAACAGCUGGCACGAGAGCAGCAGGCACACCAACAGUUCUUGGACAAGCAACUGUAUACAAACCGUCCUUCUGUUCAAUACUUCACCCAGUUCAGCACAAGCUCUCGAUAAACCACCAUCACAUUCCAUCCUCAACUCAUCCUCCUGCACA
This is a messenger RNA of Danio aesculapii, 1353 nucleotides long. RefSeq names its product RIB43A domain with coiled-coils 1 (gene ribc1). The transcript has 7 exons. The coding region runs from base 168 to 1313 and encodes 381 amino acids. Lineage: Eukaryota; Metazoa; Chordata; Actinopteri; Cypriniformes; Danionidae. The record is from RefSeq and is a predicted model, not a curated record.